AUGGACAAACCAGAAGUAUUAAAUUAUAUGGAAAAUAUGAGUGCAACAGCGGCAGUAGCAGCAGCGGUGGAUCCGGCAAUGCAUUAUGGAAUGUAUGGCAUGUUGGGUCAUCCACUGGCAGCCGGUGUUGAUAUUCCCACCACAUCAGUACCCGGGGAUUAUGAUACUACCAACAGUCUACAACAUUUGCAGCAGCAACAUCAGCAAUUAAUUGCAGAGCAACAACAUCUUCAGCAGCAACAACAACAUCAUUUGGAAAUGCAACAACAUCUGCAACAAACAACAGCACAACAACAACACCAUGGUAAUACUGGCGUUCCAAAUGAACCGAACAAUUCCGCUGCAACCAACCCCACAAAUAUGGACACCACAGAUUCUUCCCCUGAGGCUCAAAAGCGUCGAAAUACCACACUGGCCACGGACAACAGUCUCUUGGCCAAAAAGCAACAUCUCAAUCAAAUGGCCGAGGAAAAAAAGAAAUCUGUCCUACGUAAAAAUAUUCGCGAGGUAAUGGAUACCAAUCAGCUGGAUACAAAUACCCUCAAAGCCCAACAUGAAGAAUCCGAGCGUUUGGCACGCAUGGCUGAACAGCAAAAGCUAUUACGGGAAUAUCAACAACGUGAAGCAGUAUUAACACAUUUCGAUCGUUUUGUCAAUGAACAUCGCGUAAAGGAUCCCUCAGAUCUUUUGAUAGAAGAAAAAGCGAAAAGUAUUAAACCCCAAUCAUCGCAACAACAACAACAAAUUGUCAGCAAGGAUGAUUCUGAAAUUGUGGGCGGCGAGGGCGAAGAUGAUUUGAAAAUCAAAAGUCCAGCUGAUUCAAUGGUUGAGAGCAACGACUCCAAGUGUUUUGAAGACAAGGAGGCCUCAACCCCAGCCGCCGAAGUUGUUACCAUCGAUGACAGUUCCGAUGAUGACGAUUGCAUCGUUUUAUCUGACGAUGAAGUGGAAGAGGAAGAAGACGAUAAUGAUGAUCCGCACAACAGUGGCAUGCAUGUCAAAGAUGAAUUCAAUGUUCCCGAUCAUUUGGGACGUGUUGUUAUCAAUGUCGGCCAUCCCGAUGAUGAGGAAGAUAUUUUCAUAGCUCCUCAGAUUGCCCGCACGAUUAAACCCCAUCAAAUUGGUGGGGUGCGCUUCCUGUUCGACAACAUUAUCGAAUCGCCCAAACGCUUCAACGAUUCCGGUGGCUUUGGUUGUAUUCUGGCACACUCGAUGGGUUUGGGUAAAACCCUGCAAGUAGUAUGUUUCUGUGAUAUAUUCUUACGGUAUACACCGGCCAAAUAUGUGGUCUGUGUCAUGCCCAUAAAUACCCUACAAAAUUGGAACGCCGAAUUCGAUAUGUGGAUACCGAAAUAUUCGGACAAUCCCGAAUACAUAAGGCCAAGGGAAUUUGAUGUUUUUGUACUUAAUGACCAGCAAAAGACAUUGACAGCCCGUUCACGUAUCAUCUUGCAGUGGAAGGAAAGGGGAGGGGUACUCCUAAUCGGCUAUGAACUGUUUCGCCUAUUGGCCCUGAAGUUGAACUCCACAAAGCGGCGCAGUAAGAAACAACAAAUGAAUAUGGAUAAUAAUGAAUCUCGCAGCCCUCUAAUGGAUCAGGUAUAUGAAGCUUUGGUGAAACCCGGUCCCGACCUAAUAAUCUGUGAUGAGGGCCAUCGCAUCAAAAAUGUUCAAGCUGGCAUAUCACAAGCCUUAAAGCAGAUACGUACACGCCGGCGUAUUGUGCUCACCGGUUAUCCCUUGCAAAAUAAUCUACUCGAAUAUUGGUGUAUGGUGGAUUUUGUGCGACCCAAUUAUUUGGGUACCCGCACCGAAUUCUGCAAUAUGUUUGAGAGGCCCAUACAAAAUGGCCUCUGUGUAGACUCUACCCCGGAUGAUAUCAAGUUAAUGCGUUAUCGGGCUCAUGUUUUACAUUCACUGCUGGUGGGUUUUGUUCAACGCCGUUCCCAUCGGGUUCUCCAACAAUCGCUACCCGAAAAACAGGAAUAUGUUAUACUCACCCGAAUGUCAGAAUUACAAAAACAAUUGUAUGAUACCUUUAUGAAUGAUAUAGUAAGGACAAAGAAUGUUCCGAAUCCAUUGAAAGCAUUUGCGGUGUGUUGUAAAAUAUGGAAUCAUCCGGAUGUGUUAUAUGAUGCCAUGAAGGCGGCGGAAACGGGCAUGGAAAUGGACAUUGAGGGUGUGGAUGAAGUUGAGAGUAUGGCCAGCACAACAAGUGGUGUACAUAAAAAUGGAUUUCCACCGCCUGUACCAGGACCACCACCGCCCAACAGAAUGCAGCAUGAUAUGACACCAACAUCAUCAAUGGCAACCGGUUUGGGGGAAAAUGGUAACCAAUUUAAUGAAAACUCCAAUCUCAUGCCACCUAAUAAUCAGUAUCUGCGACAAAAUGAGCCACCAAAACCAAUGGAUAAACACAACAAUUUUCAAAGCCCCUCCAUUUUUAGCGAUUUAAAUCAAUACGAAAAUCCCAAUCUAAACAAUACCAACAGCAGCUAUAAUCCCGAUUUACAAACGAAUUAUUUUUCCUAUCCCACCAUGAUGCAUACAAUGGGUAGUCCCCUCAAGCCCAACUAUGUUGGUUGUAUGUUAAAACAAUCGGGAGGCGGCGGUAUGGGUGGUCCGAAUGAAUCAAUGAUAACCGAAGAUUCCCAUAAUUCAUCAUCGGAAAUUGUUGAUUUGGAUACAAAUGAAAUAAAAACAAUUGAAACCGAUAUUGAUAUGGAUAAAAAUAUUUCAUUGGAUAGAACAGCAGCAUCCACCUCCUCGGGUAUAUCCUCGUUGGGUAUGGACGGUUCGACAGAAACAUCAUGUAGUACACAAAAUGAUUUGGAAACAAAAUCGGAAAGUGGUAGUCAUGUUAGCAGUUCCAUUGCCACAACGGAAAGUAAUGAUACAGCUGUGGAGAAACGUGGACCCGAAAAAAUCACCUAUGAUUGGGCCACAAAGUUUUUGAAAAAAUACGAACCUGGUCUCAUUAAGAAUUCACCCAAAAUGGAAAUAUUCUUUUGUAUCCUGAAUGAGAGUGUUAAGAUUGGUGAUCGGGUUCUACUCUUCAGUCAAAGUCUUUUGACACUGAAUGUUAUUGAGAAAUUUCUACAGGUCACACGAAUGCCGGACACGGAUCAAUGCUGGAUAUAUAAUACACAUUAUUUUCGCUUGGAUGGUUCAACCACCUCUCAAGAGCGUGAAAAAUUGGUCAAUGAAUUUAAUUCAAAUACAAAUGUUAAAUUGUUCCUUAUCUCAACUAAAGCUGGAUCUUUGGGUAUUAAUCUCGUUGGAGCUAAUCGUGUGAUUAUAUUCGAUGCAAGCUGGAAUCCAUGUCAUGAUACACAGGCGAUUUAUCGAAUUUAUAGAUACGGACAAAAACGUUCUUGUUUCGUUUAUCGUUUGGUUAUGGACAAAUGUCUGGAAAAGAAAAUCUAUGAUCGUCAGAUUAAAAAACAAGGCAUGUCUGAUCGUGUUGUUGACGAAUGUAACCCGGAUGCACAUCUAUCGAUUAAAGAUGUAACCAAUCUAUGCUAUGACUACGAUGAUGAUGUUGUUGGUGGUGAUGGUGAAAAUCGAUCAGCCACAACAAAUAGUGAUUUUCCAAAACCAAUUGAAUCCUAUACGGAUACAAUUAUGAAAAUCAUAUUAACGGAAUAUAAAACACAUCUAACGAAAGAACCAUUCUUCCAUGAAAGCCUAUUGGUUGAUCGACAAAAUGAUAAAUUAUCACAGGCGGAAAAGCGUCAGGCACAUCGUAGCUAUGAAAUGCAAAAGAAAACCUCAUCGAAGACGGCGAUGUAUACAACAACGGGUGGUACGCGGAUGCCUUAUCAAACGAAUCGCACACAAACGGUACAGAAAAAUAGCAGUGGUCUUCGUUCCACCAGAUGGAUACCGGCUGAGGUUUGGCAAAAACAAGGCAUGACGGCCCAGGAAAUGUCAUUACCUUUAGAUGUUGUUAUACCCACAAAUUCAAGUAAUAAAUCAAAAAUCAUUAUCAAGGCUGGCCAACGUGUUAUGGUAUUGAAAUCGGCCAAAGGCAUUUACAUGCAAUUGGAUAGUGGUAAAAUUAUUGCCAUACGUACCCUAAAUAAGCCAGCCGCACCAUCAACGGAGAAAAGUGAUGUCAUCGAUAUAACUGGUGAAUCGGACACAAUAUCAUCGAACAAAGAUACUAAGACUGAAAAGUCCGAUACGGAAAAUAAUGCAACUAAAGAUUCAAAUUCGACAGAAAGUGGCACAAAUCCAACAUCUUCAUCAUCGUCUACAUCACUACUUGCUGCUAAUGCUGGAGCAACAACGAAAUCCAUUGAAAUGCCAAAUGAAGCAUCAUCUUCCCUAUCAUCGUCAACAGCAACAACAACUUCACAGUUAGAUUUAUUCAAUACUACAGCAACAACAACAACAAACAAGGCCAAUACAACUGAACUAGAAAAUAAACUAACGCGUAAUAUUUCCAAAACAAAUGCUGACAAUCAAGAGACUUCGGCUAUGACUGGUAACUUCCAGCAAAGGCAGCAUUUAACACAGACCCAAACAUCGUCACAAAUAACACAACAACAACAUCGUUCCCAAAAUUCUCAUCUGUCACAGCAUAUGCUUAAUGAACAACAACAGCAUCAGCAAACACAAUUGCAAAAUGUCCACGCAACAGCACAACAACAACAAAAUAAUCCCACACUAAUGCAUUCCUCUCAAGCUACAGCCCAAUCAUCAUCGUCCGCUUCAGCAGCAGCCACAUCAUCAGCAUACCCAAGUCAACAUCAAACUUAUAAUAUUUAUUCACAGCAUCAACAACAACAAACUCCUCGCAGUUCACAGCUUUAUAAUUCACGAAGUGCUGCCGAGGCGCUUGGCUCUAAUUUCCACCAAACAACAGCGGCAGCAGCACAACAACCUCCACCGCCACCACAAUUUAGCGAUUACCCUACCUAUGGAUCUCAUCAACAACAGCAGGUGCAGCAACAACAGAACGUUGCACGUUAUCACACAACAACAUCAAAUUCAUCACACACUGAUUUAUCAUCGUCUGCCGCCAGUCACUCACAUUCGCUUGCCGCACCACCACCACCCCAUUCACAUGCUCCACCCCAACCACCAGCUUCCCUGUCGGACUUUUACAACGCCUACUAUCCACAAUGGUCGUCGUUUAUGUUGGCCUCUCCAUCCCAAAAUCCUGAUGGCUCCCAUUUAAUGCAUAAUGCCGCGGCUGCAGCAGCAGCUGCUGCGGCCGCCGCCGCUGCUGCCUCCACAUAUCCACCCAUUGCACCGCCACCAACCCAUACACAUUCCCAUCAUGCAAAAGUGCAGCCGAACGCGCAUCAACAAUGGCCCCAACAUUAUCAUCCAUAA
Molecule: messenger RNA, 5343 nt
Organism: Musca vetustissima
Lineage: Eukaryota; Metazoa; Arthropoda; Insecta; Diptera; Muscidae
Product: helicase ARIP4
Exons: 8
Coding region: 1-5343 (1780 amino acids)
Cellular component (GO): nucleus
Molecular function (GO): ATP binding; ATP-dependent chromatin remodeler activity; ATP hydrolysis activity
Source: RefSeq, a predicted model, not a curated record